GAUCACACGGACAUGGCGGUGUAUCGGUGCAAUGUUUGCCAACGGACUGUCUUCUCCGGUAGAAGGAAACAUGUUUACGAAAAGGGACACCGAGAACGACUGGCUGCCAUCCUAAAGGCAUUUGGGGCCAAGAUGGCUGCUGCCCGGAAGAUGAUAAAAACUGCAUCUGUUGUAAAGUUUGAUGCUCAGGAGCAUGAGAAGAAAUUCUGGUGCCAUUGCUGUGAGGAGGAAGUGCAGAAACAUACAAGCGAUGGGGGCAUAACUGUAUUGUAUGGCAGUCUUUUGGAACAUGUGCACAGUCCAGAACACCGGAAAGCUGUGAACAAAUUCUGGUGGACACAACAAGCAGAUGUGAAGCUGAAGCCACAAUUUACUCUUACACCAGAAGAGUAUGAAAGGUUCAAGUCAUCCGUCAUCAAGGCUUUGGAAAACUAUGACGAAACAGAAGAUCAUCUUAUGAAAGAGCUUGCUGCACAGAUCCGAGAGGCAGAACAGAACCGGCUGGAAAUGCUUCACAGUGCUCUAGAGCCUGUAGCAUGCCAUUCUGGAGAAGAGAGAAAAGUGGCCUGGAGCAACAAAGAAGGCGUUGUGUACAGGGAAACUGUAGAUCUGGAUUCAGAAGAGCCUGGUCCUAGUGGGAUCCAUUUCAUGGCUUCCAAUUCAACAAGAACACCUCUGACAUAUAUUGGUCAUCUGGUGACGUCUUCAGUAGGAAAUGUACAUACAGGUGCUAUUCCCCCCUGGAUGAUACCAGAUGCAAAUGAGUCAAAAGAACAGAAAGAAAUUGGGCCAUCACAUGCAGAUUUCCUGAAACAUAAGGAGAAGAUGAAUAUUAAAAAACUUCCUCCAAACAGAGUAGGAGCAAACUUUGACCACAGCACUCCCACUGAUGAGGGUUGGCUUCCUUCCUUUGGCAGAGUGUGGAAUAGUGGAAGAAGGUGGCAGUCUCGACACCAAUACAGAAGUGAGGUGGAAGAGGUGGCUGCAAAACGGAAAAAAAGGAAUGAGGAGCCAUAGAGAAGCAAUUCUGUAUAUACUUGCGUAUCUGUAAAUUAUCUGCUCUCUGCACUUGCUGUUUUUUGGUUUUAU
Molecule: messenger RNA, 1089 nt
Organism: Pelobates fuscus (common spadefoot toad)
Lineage: Eukaryota; Metazoa; Chordata; Amphibia; Anura; Pelobatidae
Gene: CENATAC
Product: centrosomal AT-AC splicing factor
Exons: 11
Coding region: 13-1017 (334 amino acids)
Source: RefSeq, a predicted model, not a curated record